AUGGAGAAAUACGUUGCUCUUUCAGUAAAAGAGCUCUGGAAUAAAUACUAAUUUGUGUCAAAUAUCGAUUCUGGAUCAUUCGGUUCAAUUUAAAAAGUAUAAAAUACUGUCGACAAAUAAUUCUACGCUAUGAAGGUCUAAAAUCUAAAAAAUUUAAUGACGAGUAUUCCAAAUAACUAUAGUAACGAAAUGUUGCGGAUUAUUCGUGAGAUUAACACAUUCAAACUAAUUCAUCCAAAUAUUACUAAAUUCUAUGAAUCCUACUUCACCUUUGAAGAUCAAUUCGUAAUAGUAACUGAACUAGCAGAGUCAAACAUCUGCAUCUACAGAGAAAACACAGAACUGACAAAUGCUUAGAUUUCUAAUAUAAUGAUCCAGAUUGUAAAAGGUACCAUACACCUUCAUAACCAAAACAUUAUGCACAGAGAUCUAAGUCCAGAUAACAUCUUAGUUUUUGAAAAUGGGAAGAAGUUUAAAAUUUGCGACUUUGGAUUAUCUCAGAUGAAGCCAAAUACUUAUUCUUUUGUUGGAAAACCGUUUUUUAAAGCUCCAGAAAUAGAUCUUAACGAGGAUUUCAGCUAUAGUAGCUAAGUUGAUAUCUGGUCGCUCGGAAUGAUACUCUACUACUUAUGCACUAAGAAAUAUAAAUAUCAAGGCAAGAUAAUAUCCGAAUUAAAGAAGCAAGAUCAGACAGUUCUUAUUAAACUUGAAGGUUAAUAGUAGAUAUUCGAACGGCUUCUUAACAAAAUGCUUUAACUAGAUCCUCAUUAGAGAUUAGAUUCACUCUAAGUACUAUUUGAACUUUGCGAUUUAGCCAAUGAAUCAUUAGACAAGCAUUUAGAAAUAGAGGAAGAAAAGAAAGGUAACCAAGGUCACCAAGGUCGCCAAAAUCGCUAAAAUUCUCCUAAUUAUAAUAAGAAAGAUGCGGUAGCUUUGAUUAAAUCAACUAAUGCUGUUGUCAAUGAAAUUAUCGCAAAAAUAGGAGAUGAUGGAUCAGUUUAUGAUGGAUUGUGGAAGAAUGAUAAGAAGGAUGGAUAUGGAAGAUUUGUAUAUGUUGAAGGGAAUUACUGCAUUGCUGAGUACAAAGAUGGUUUAAGGAACGGAUAUGGAAAAUAUUAUUCUAAAGAUGGAUGGAUUUAUGAGGGGUAAUAUAUAAAUGAUUAGAAAGAAGGAUUAGGAUUGAUGAAAUAUAAAAGUGGUGAUUAAUACUAUGGAUAUUGGGUGAAUGGUAUGAGAUAAGGACUUUAUAUAUUCCAAAGAAAGGAGGAUAAAUAGAAAUAAGGAAAUAUGAGAAUGGAAGGUUAAUAGAGACAAUGA
Messenger RNA from Stylonychia lemnae, 1317 nucleotides. The record is from the annotation of a GenBank genome assembly. NCBI's taxonomy places the organism in Eukaryota, Ciliophora, Spirotrichea, Sporadotrichida, Oxytrichidae.